AUGGACUCCCCUGAUUUAGGACCGUCCUGCAGCGGCGCAAGCUACAACCAUCAACGCCAUCAACGGCAGGAACUUCCUGUCGCCAUCCCGGGCAAGGCUCUCUCCGGAAGGGGCAACGUCCUAGCAUCCACGCCUGGUGAAUCCACCGGUGGGCGGCUCCUCACCUCUGGCAACUGGUACCGCGCCGGGGGCGCCGCGGCCAUCUUCACAGCGACCCCCAACGUCGACGGCGUCAGCUUCACCCUCCAGUCGUCCAAAGGCAAGUGCGCCAUCAUUGCCGACCUGUCCAUCUUCUGCGACUCCAGCGUUACCCUCGGCAGCAGCUUCGGCUGGGACGGCGCGUAUGUGACGUACUUGGGGGCCAAUAAUUUCUACGCCACGGAGCUGCCCACUGGCAGCGGGAAUACCAAGGUGUACACGACGGAGAAGGCUCUGACGCUGCAGCUUACCUGGCCUGCGGUCUAG
Clonostachys rhizophaga is the source of this 465-nucleotide messenger RNA. The record is from the annotation of a GenBank genome assembly. Lineage: Eukaryota; Fungi; Ascomycota; Sordariomycetes; Hypocreales; Bionectriaceae.